CAAACAUUGGCUCCAGCAGAUCCUGUACAAAACCCUAACGAUGAAUUCCAAACGUCAGCUCCAGCAGAUCCUGUACAAGACCCUAACGAUGAAUUCCAAACAUUGGCUCCAGCAGAACCUGUACAAGACCCAAACGAUGAAUUCCAAACAUUGGCUCCAGCAGAACCUGUACAAGACCCUAACGAUGAAUUCCAAACAUUAGCUCCAGCAGAACCUGUACAGAGCCCUACGAUAAAUUCCAAACAUCAGCUCCAGCAGAGCCUGUACAAGACCCUAACGACGAAUUCCAAACAUUAGCUCCAGCAGAACCUGUACAAAGCCCUACGAUGAAUUCCAAACUUCAGCUCCAGUAGAUCCUGUACGAGACCCUAACGAUGAAUUCCAAACAUUGGCUCCAGAAGAUCCUGUACAAAACCCUAACGAUGAAUUCCAAACAUUGGCUCCAGCAGAUCCUGUACAAAACCCUAACGAUGAAUUCCAAACGUCAGCUCCAGCAGAUCCUGUACAAGACCCUAACGAUGAAUUCCAAACAUUGGCUCCAGCAGAACCUGUACAAGACCCUAACGAUGAAUUCCAAACAUUGGCUCCAGCAGAACCUGUACAAGACCCUAACGAUGAAUUCCAAACAUUAG
Messenger RNA from Porites evermanni, 632 nucleotides. The record is from the annotation of a GenBank genome assembly. Lineage: Eukaryota; Metazoa; Cnidaria; Anthozoa; Scleractinia; Poritidae.